ACGAAUGUGACAACGUUAGCGGGACAUUGAUAGCUUCUUUGGUUGGGAACAUUUUAGUGAGACGAGUCAAACUGGCGUCUUAUUUCAGCGGUAAAACGUAAAUGACGUUUGUACUUAUGCAGCUAGCACUCAAGUGCUCAGUCGAUGCUUCGAGAAGUCCCUGGUCUGUCUCCUCUGGUUCAAUGACGCCUGUCAUGUUGGGGCCUUCUAUCAGCUGAUGAUGUGCGUGUGAAGCAAGUGCUGCAUUGCGGCGCGCGCGCGCGCGCGUGUAUGUGUGAGGUGCAGGAGGACAGUGUUGAAGAAAGCGGACCAUGUCCACCAUGGUGUAUCCUGGAGAAGAAGCCCUGGAGCGCCUGAGCCAGGACGAGAUCGUCCUCAACACUAAGGCCGUCAUGCAGGGCUUGGAGGCACUGCGCGGCGAGCACGCUCAGCUGCUCAACUCACUGCUCGACUGUGCUCAGCCUCCUGCCUCGCAGGAGAAGUCAGGUCUGCUGCGGAAGAGCAUGGAGGCCAUCGAGCUGGGCCUGGGAGAAGCUCAAGUGAUUGUUGCUCUGUCGGGCCACCUGAGCGCCGUGGAGUCGGAGAAGCAGAAGCUGCGCGCUCAAGUGCGGCGCCUGUGUCAGGAGAACCAAUGGCUGCGUGACGAGCUGGCGGCGACACAGCAUAAGUUGCAGAGCAGUGAGCAGAGCGUGGCUCAGCUGGAGGAGGAGAAAAAACACCUGGAGUUCAUGAACCACAUCAAGAAGCUGGACGAUGACCCCUCACCCUGCGAGGAGAAGACAGGGGAGACAUCCAAGGAUAGCCUGGAUGACUUGUUCCCUAACGAGGACGAACAAGGCGCAGCUCAGCCCAGCGGCGAAGCGGCGGCGCAGCAGGGCGGCUAUGAAAUCCCGGCCCGCCUCAGGACGCUGCACAACCUGGUGAUCCAGUAUGCCUCGCAGGGCCGCUAUGAGGUGGCGGUGCCGCUGUGCAAGCAGGCCUUGGAGGACCUGGAGAAAACAUCGGGUCACGAUCACCCCGAUGUGGCCACAAUGCUCAACAUUCUGGCGCUAGUCUACAGGGACCAGAACAAGUACAAAGAAGCAGCGCACCUCCUGAAUGAUGCCCUCGCCAUCAGAGAGAAGACGCUAGGCAAAGACCACCCAGCCGUGGCAGCCACCCUCAACAACCUGGCGGUUCUGUAUGGCAAGAGGGGCAAGUACAAGGAGGCAGAGCCUCUGUGUAAGCGAGCACUGGAGAUCAGAGAGAAGGUGUUGGGGAAGUACCACCCGGACGUGGCCAAGCAGCUCAAUAACCUGGCGCUGCUGUGCCAGAACCAGGCCAAGUACGACGAGGUAGAGUACUACUACGGCCGCGCUCUGGAGAUCUACCAGUCCAAGCUGGGGGCUGACGACCCCAAUGUGGCCAAAACCAAAAACAACCUGGCUACUUGUUACCUCAAGCAAGGCAAGUUCAAAGACGCCGAGACCCUCUACAAGGAGAUCCUGACCCGAGCGCACGAGCGUGAAUUUGGCUCGGUUAACAACGACAACAAGCCCAUCUGGAUGCAUGCGGAGGAGCGAGAGGAGAGCAAGGGCAAGUGCAAGGAGGUGGGGCCUUACGUGGAGUACGGCAGCUGGUAUAAGGCGUGCAAGGUGGACAGCCCUACAGUCAACACCACCCUCAAGAGUCUGGGUGCCCUCUACCGCCGCCAAGGCAAACUGGAGGCGGCUCAAACACUGGAAGAGUGCGCCAGCAAGUCCCGCAAGCAGGGUUUUGAUGCCAUCAACCAGAGCAAGGUGGUGGAGCUCCUAAAGGACGGAGGAGAGCGCCGACAAAGCCGGGAAGGAGGCAAUGGCUCGAGGGGGCCCAGCGAGGCUGACGACUCUGCCGAGUGGAAUGGGGAUGGGAGUGGGUCGCUGCGCCGUAGCGGCUCCUUUGGGAAGAUCCGUGACGCUCUGAGGAGGAGCAGCGAGAUGCUGGUGAAGAAGCUUCAAGGCAGCGGACCGCAAGAAGCUCGCAACCCAGGGAUGAAGAGAGCGAGCUCGCUCAACUUCCUCAACAAGAGCGUCGAGGAGACCACGCAGGGCGCCAACUCGCCAACCCUGUCGGACUGUCGAGGGCUCAGCGCCAGCAAUGUGGACCUGACCAGACGCAGCUCCCUGAUUGGUUAGACGUAGCCUGGAGGCGGGGCUUAGACGGCCCAGUGUUUGAUGAGACACCACCACUAAAGCCCAAUGGUAGUUUUUGUUGUCAACAUGCCACAUCACUGCUGUACAUUCCCACUCGGCAUGUGUGCACUUGAACGCCUCACUAUGAUAACAUCCUGGGCUGUGUAUAUAGUCUGUAUAUAUGCACGUUGUCGUGCACGUAGCUGCUUCCUCACCCUGGAGGUGAUGUGACCGUAUCUCUGUCGCCAUGGUGACACAUCACCACAUUGCUCUUAUGAGUUGCUCGCUUCCUGUCGUGUGUCAAAAAUCAAACAGGGAGUGCUUCCCACAUGAUGGUGCUGCGAGGCUAGUAAGCAGGUCUCGUGUCAGCAGGUCAUUAAUUAGUCAUUAUCCACUUAGCUUGAACAAUGCUGACUUCCAAGGAUGUUGUCAACAUGUUUCAGUAAAUAAAUGUGCAGCCUAA
Dunckerocampus dactyliophorus (ringed pipefish) is the source of this 2613-nucleotide messenger RNA. It is a transcript of the gene klc2, whose product is annotated as kinesin light chain 2. Gene Ontology annotation, molecular function: kinesin binding. Lineage: Eukaryota; Metazoa; Chordata; Actinopteri; Syngnathiformes; Syngnathidae. Bases 312 to 2153 code for a protein of 613 amino acids. The transcript is spliced from 14 exons. The record is from RefSeq and is a predicted model, not a curated record. Gene Ontology annotation, cellular component: cytoplasm; membrane-bounded organelle; kinesin complex. Gene Ontology annotation, biological process: microtubule-based movement.